Archocentrus centrarchus (flier cichlid) is the source of this 1613-nucleotide messenger RNA. RefSeq names its product spindle and kinetochore associated complex subunit 2 (gene ska2). The coding region runs from base 51 to 803 and encodes 250 amino acids. The transcript has 7 exons. Gene Ontology annotation, molecular function: microtubule binding. Gene Ontology annotation, biological process: mitotic cell cycle; cell division; chromosome segregation. Gene Ontology annotation, cellular component: spindle microtubule; outer kinetochore. The record is from RefSeq and is a predicted model, not a curated record. Lineage: Eukaryota; Metazoa; Chordata; Actinopteri; Cichliformes; Cichlidae.
GACUGAAAGUAACAUGGCGGACACUUUCACACAGCGCUGGGCUCAUACAGAUGUCCAAUCGGCUCUCUCCGUUCCUGACAGCUGGCCAAUCACAGCGCCCACAUUCAGGCCGAAAACUAUUCAACAUGGAGACAACAGUUGAAAAGCUUGAGGCGAUGUUCCUGAAGGCAGAGGCAGACCUGGAUUACAUUGAGAAGCGGAUGAAGCUGGACUUCAUCACCAACGCUGCAGAAAACGGAUGUCCAGCUGAGAAGAACCCGGCGAUGAUGCUGGAGAACCUGAAGACUAUCAAGUCCAAACACUCAGCGCUGUGCUCUCAGGUGAAGGAACUCACUAAUGCCCAGAAAGACACUAUGGACUCCAUCAGAAACAACCUCAGCAGCGUUAUGGAGCUGAUUCAGCACUUUGAACAGACCACUGAUGUGGAGGUUGAGACACUGACGCAGUCAGAGCAAGAGUCUGCAGCACUGCUAAGUGCUCCUGUCAGUCACACCACAGCUGAGGUGCCUUCCGCUGUAGCAGCCUCGGACCAAGAGCAGCCACAGAGUGGUGAGUGUGAGAAGCUGACUGCAGCCAUGCUGGAGACCGUUCCACACAGCAUACGCUCCAACAUCAAGCUGGCUGACCUCAAUACCUUCUACGAGCAGCUGCAGCAGCAUCUCGGCAAAAGUAACAGGGGAUCACUCAGCGUGCAGAAGAUGCAGCAGCUGAAGAUGAAUGUGAGUGAUGCUAAACUGAAGAUCCUCCAACACCUCUCUGUAGUCGAGCUGGACAGGAAAGGCCACGUUCGCCUUGUGGUGUAAGGACAAUGAUGGGAUGCUUGCUGUCACAGUAUGUGCUUAAUUUUUUAGCAGAAACUCUGAGGACAUGGUGGACACAUCCAGGCCACUAGAUAUACUUUUGAUCCAGAUGUAGAUGAUUAUUGUUCCAGUUAUCCAGAGAUGGAGCAAAGUGCAGCACUGUGUCCAAUUCCAGGUAACAGAUCUGUUUUAGCUGUGCACACGUCCCCUCCCUGCUUUCUCAAAGUGCUACUCAUUGGUUCUUGCUGCAGCUUCACUGUGCACAGUGUGGCUUUCAUUUUAUAUUUAUGGUCUGUCUGAAUUGUGUGUAAAUGGUUCACCAAACCCUACUGCCCACACGUGAAUAUUGAAGCGUUCCAUUUUGCAGUUUUUGUGUUUUACAUCAAAUGGUGUCUUACAGAUGACUCAUGUAGUGAGUUAGUCAGAAUGAUUCAGUUAGGAUGCUCAAUGUCUGCCUGUUCAACACAUUUGUAAAGUUGUUCAAAUAUAUUUCUUAAUUUCAGUACAAGAACUCUUUCCCUGACUGAAAUACUACAACCAGAAAGAAGCUUAUUGAGGAAAAUGUAUCAUUGUCAUGGUGGCACAAUGCACCGCUGUAACUAAUUUGAAUGAGUAACUGGCUGACACAGCUUCUAACUGUGUGAUUGUGAGGUGAGGAUCAGAAAAGGCUGCUGAGGGAAUGGAAGUGUUUGAUUUAAAAGCAGCAUGCUGGAACCAAAGGGCUGGUUGGUGUUUGGUUGGUGGUAAUGUGCCGAGUACAGCUGUACAAGGAAAAAUGUACAAAUACAAAUGAAUAAAUUCAUCUGGCUCUAA